AUGCAGUCCAGGCUAAUGUUCAUCGAUGCGGUGGUCUUCAAGUUCACAAACUUCGUCUGCGAGAGCUACAACCAGUCCUUGUUCGUGUUCAACUACUGUCGCCUGAAGGCCGUCAGUCGUAACAAAGUGAUCUUCAAUAUGAAUGGAACGCUUCUACAUUCAGCCAACAAUGUUUGGAUUCAUUCACAGAUCUUCAAAAGGGCCAACGGCUAUAGACCAUGGCUUUACGAGGUCAAAUUCGAUGCGUGUCAGUAUUUUCGAAGGCCAAAUAAUCCCCUGGUGGCCAUAGUCUAUGGGCUCUUCAAGGAGUACACCAACAUCAACCACACGUGCCCCUAUGUGGGCCCACAGAUUAUCAAGGACUUUUACCUAAGACCCGAGCUGCUGCGUGUUCCGCUGCCGACGGGGGAUUAUCUAUUGAUGAUUCGGUGGUACUUCGAGAAAAGGCUACAGUUCGAUACGAAUGUGACUUUCGUGUUCGAAGAGGAUCUCAUGAAGAGGAAUUAA
Messenger RNA from Drosophila persimilis, 507 nucleotides. RefSeq lists its product as uncharacterized. Bases 1 to 507 code for a protein of 168 amino acids. Lineage: Eukaryota; Metazoa; Arthropoda; Insecta; Diptera; Drosophilidae. The record is from RefSeq and is a predicted model, not a curated record. The transcript is spliced from 3 exons.